AUGGGGGACCUAUUUCUACUCUGGGUGGCUGUGGGCGUAUGCAGUGCCACCUCGAGUGCCUCUGCCUGGUCAGUGAACAACUUCCUGAUAACAGGCCCCAAGGCCUACCUGACCUAUGCUACCAGUGUGACCCUGGGUGCCCAAAGUGGCAUUGAGGAAUGUAAAUUUCAGUUUGCUUGGGAACGCUGGAACUGCCCUGAAAAUGCCCUCCAGCUCUCCACCCACAACAGGCUGAGAGGUGCCACCAGAGAGACUUCCUUCAUUCAUGCCAUCAGCUCUGCUGGGGUCAUGCACACUAUCACCAAGAACUGUAGCAUGGGUGACUUUGAAAACUGUGGCUGUGAUGACUCAAAAAACGGGAAAACAGGAGGCCAUGGCUGGAUCUGGGGAGGCUGCAGCGACAAUGUGGAAUUUGGGGAAAGGAUCUCUAAACUCUUUGUGGACAGUUUGGAGAAGGGGAAGGAUGCCAGAGCCCUGAUGAAUCUGCACAACAACAGGGCUGGCAGGCUGGCAGUGAAGGCUACCAUGAAAAGAACCUGCAAAUGUCACGGCAUCUCGGGGAGCUGCAGCAUCCAGACAUGCUGGCUGCAGCUGGCUGGCUUCCGGGAGAUGGGCGACUACCUGAAGGCCAAGUAUGACCGGGCACUGAAGAUUGAGAUGGACAAGCGGCGGCUAAGAGCUGGGAACAGCGCCGAGGGCCACUGGGCCCCCACAGAGGCCUUUCUUCCUAGAGCAGAGACUGAGUUGGUCUUCUUAGAGGAGUCACCAGAUUACUGCACCCGCAACUUCAGCCUGGGCAUCCAGGGCACAGAGGGUCGUGAGUGCCUGCAGCACAACCACAACACAUCCCGAAGGGAGCGGCGAAGCUGUGGGCGCCUGUGUUCCGACUGUGGGCUACAGGUGGAAGAGAGGAGAACUGAGGUCACGAGCAGCUGUAACUGCAAAUUCCAGUGGUGUUGCACAGUCAAGUGUGACCAGUGUAGGCACGUAGUGAACAGAUACUACUGUACUCGCUCCCUGGGCACUGCCAAGUCCCGGGCGAGGGGCAGUGCGUGGUGACACCCCCCCCCCCCAGAGACUCACUUGCUCACUGCAUGACUGGGGAGUGGCACACACAGCUUCUGUCUCUGAGAGGCAGAUUGGGAAUCAAUGGAAAAAUCAUCAGGUUGUUCUGU
This is a messenger RNA of Ochotona curzoniae (black-lipped pika), 1175 nucleotides long. RefSeq names its product Wnt family member 8A (gene WNT8A). The transcript is spliced from 6 exons. The coding region runs from base 1 to 1059 and encodes 352 amino acids. Gene Ontology annotation, biological process: cell fate commitment; canonical Wnt signaling pathway; multicellular organism development. NCBI's taxonomy places the organism in Eukaryota, Metazoa, Chordata, Mammalia, Lagomorpha, Ochotonidae. The record is from RefSeq and is a predicted model, not a curated record. Gene Ontology annotation, cellular component: extracellular region. Gene Ontology annotation, molecular function: frizzled binding; cytokine activity.